UUAUGGUGCGUUCACAUCGCUGGAAAUUAUGGGGAAAACAUUUUCUCUUCGUCGGAAAGUUCGCUUGAACGACACAUUAGGCUUGUUUUUGAUGACGCAUGCGGCUUCGUUUGCCAUGCGUCAGAAUGCAAUCUGGGAUUUAAAACGUCAGAAAUCAGUCUACAUCUUAUAAUCAUACACGCAGCAUUGGAUGCUGGGACGCGAGAAAUGCGGCCGCCAUCUUGAAGUGGGGAACCUGGAGCAGGUCCAUGGCAGCCACAGCGUCUACAGCAGAAACAGGAUGCCGGGCUGGUGUUCAGCGUAUUCUUGCUCAAAUGAGCGGACCGUCAACAAUAGGAAUCGGGGGAUUACUUUUCACAAGUUUCCCAAAGACAAAGAUGUGAGGAAGAAGUGGGAAGUGGCUUUGAGGAGAGAAAGAUUCACUGCAAGUGAUUAUUCAGUUGUGUGCAGUCAACAUUUUAAGCAGGCUGAUUUUGACAGGACGGGUCAGAUUGUCAGACUACGUGAUGGUGUUAUUCCAUCCCUCUUCAGAUUCCCGGUUCACCUCCAAAAGGGCAGGGCUGCUUCUACCUCCAGAAGAGCUGACGAAAGCCUGUCCGUGGCCUCUAACGAUUCCCCAGAAAUGACAACCUCCCACCCACAACCUCAGCCUAAUGAUGAUCAUGGCUAUGCCUUGCCUGCUUCUCCUACCGCUGUUAAGGCCAAAGUCAAUGAACACCUGGCAAGAGUGGAAAGUCUGGCGCGAGAAAAGAAGAAUGCCAUGUCCAGAGAAAAGAGGGCAAAAACCACAGUGAAGGGUCUUUUGGGGGAUUUAAGGGAAAAUAACCUAAUUAAUGAAGAGCUCAGUGAGAAGCUUGCAUUUUACUCAGGUAAGACAAAAUUAGCACUUUGAAAUUCAUGCACAUGUUAUUGUUACUCUCUUUAUUAAACUCCUUGGUUAUUAUCUGAAGCGGACUAAUUCAUCUUUGCUCAUAACAUUUCAGACCUUAAAGGCACCCAGUGCAACUUUCAAGGCUUAAAAAUAAACAUUAAAUUUCUAGUCUUUUUUACACGUAGUAAGUUUCAAUAACUCCAUACCAUUACAUACCGACAUUUAAGCAGCAAAGAUGAGACGUCGUUGUGUGGUGAGAACUGAUACAAAAUCGAUAACAACAAUGCUGCCAUUUUCUUUAUUUUUUGUAACCUACAAUAAAUAAAGCAGGCUUCCAGUCAAUGGAAAAAUGGCUUCUCCCCACCGGCGAUUGUUGUUGUUUACGAUUUUCUAUCAGUUCUCACCACACAACGACGUCUCAUCUUUGCUCCUUGAAUGUCGAUAUGUAAUGGUAUGGAGUUAUUGAAACUUACUAUGUGUAAAAAAUACUAGAAAUUGAAUGUUUAUUUUUCAUUGAAUGUUUACAUAAAGUUGCACUGGGUGCCUUUAAGACGGACUUUGUGGAAAAGCAGGGCCAUGAGUACUCACAGGACUGCAGCUGUGUGCCGUUGGAGCUUGGUCAGAGAGGCCGUGCCAUCUUCAUUUAACUUCCACCUUCUGACCCUGAAAAACAAUGGUGGCCUAGUGAUUCCAUCACUAGGCUCAGUGAAGGUGCUGAGAGCUGCAGAGAGUGUGAUCCGCCAAGCUUCAACAAUGCAAGCUCAAGCUCCUAAGGUGUCGACAGUCCUACACAUCGUCCGAGGGGAGAUUGGAACAGAGGAUGUAUUUCUGCUUGGGGGACACAUUGAGGAGACAGUUUGGCAUCGACAACCACCAUUAGGACUUGUUAUCAUUGGUUGUGUCAGUGUUUCAUAAGAUAAGGCUGCACCACAUUGCCAAACACGCCUCUUGAACUUCAGAAAGGAAGCACGAGAAAGAAGCUGUACAAAACAAUCCUCUUUCAGGGGUUUUAACCCUUACCCUGGCUGCUUUUUAUUGUAUUUUGAAUUUCAGUUAGCAGUAUGUUCUUAUUUUUAAGUUGCUCCUAACUGCUUCAAUUUUGUUUCUGUUGGAAUUAUCUUGUAUUCAGUGUGUUUCAGGUCCUACAUGUUUCUAAAUGGUAUGACACCAAGUACAUGUAGGCGUCAAAAUGGUAGGUAUUUUAGUGUUGUGCAAGUUAUUGUUCCAUUGUCUACAAGAAUGGGUUAUUAGUGUUUCCCCUCUAUGCAUUUGUGAAAAAAAAACAAGUUUCUGCCAAGUUCAAGGCACAUUUGCACAAUGAUCUGGUCUCAGCAGAUACCUUGACUUAGUCCGAUGACUCUGUACAUUUUACCACUGCUCCAAAAAAAUCUAGGGGAAACACUGUAUUACACAUUACCGUUUCAAGUCUUCAGUGCAUAAUGUUCUUGACAAGCAACGGGAAGUUGCUCAAACUACAUUUUAAUUAAUGUGAUGUACAUACAAUUAAAGUGUUUCUCAGUCAAGGCAAAUUAGAAGAAAAACAGACCUGGAGAAAGACAGCUUUAAUAAAAAAUGUAUGUAUGUAACAGGUUUGCAGAAUAAGCAAUUUAUAAUAAUGAGCGAACACUAAAUGACCAAUACUAUACUUCGUAGUCUGUACAUUUAAUUUAGAUGCAUUUAUGUAACCAGAAAAAAAGACAACAGGCAAUGCUGAUCAUUUGUGUGAAAAAAACAAACUCAUUCUAUUAAGAGUCCAACAUUACUUUGGUCAAUGAUUGAAUCCCUGCGAAUUCUGAGAGAUCAACGUGUAGCCUCAGUAUCUGAUUGGCUCUUCAUUGCUACACAUGCUUGAUAUCAGGGAAUUUAAAUGCACUCUUUGCAACAAACAAAUGAAUUGCCACGUCUGGAUUAUGUAACAUGCCUUCUCUUAGCCAAACCCCCCCAUAAGGGCUGUGAUUGUAGCUGCCAAAUAGCAAAGCAUUCAAGUUUACUUAAAACAACUGCAAUGUUGUGGUAUAAACACAAUUUUCAACAUUGCAGUAUGUUUCAUCACAAUAUUAAAUCAAUACUGUUGACUACUCGGAUUAUCAUCCAACCAUAUCUUGUGCAUUUCUAAUUAGUAUUCACUACAUUCUCAUCAAGUUACAUAUUUGCUACAAGGCUGUUCAUUUA
Molecule: messenger RNA, 3043 nt
Organism: Gadus macrocephalus (Pacific cod)
Lineage: Eukaryota; Metazoa; Chordata; Actinopteri; Gadiformes; Gadidae
Product: THAP domain-containing protein 6-like
Exons: 5
Coding region: 191-892 (233 amino acids)
Source: RefSeq, a predicted model, not a curated record